CAUAUACAAAGAAAUUUUAGGGUGAUGGUCGAGUCCCCCUUGAAAUUACACGAGGCGCAUGCGUUUUCCACAAGCUUUGUUUACAGUGGAGGAGGCAGACGCAGACAUAAUUACUAUCUGUCAAGUGAAUCCCCUGUGCCUGUCUGCAGAGAGUACCAGGGAGACACCACAGGAACAAUGGAAAUUACCGAGGACAGACCUUUGUACAUAUAAAAGCAAGAUGACUACAAAACAGAAACUCUCAAGAAAGCGGGGUAAUGAACACCUCAGAGACAUAACUAGCAACUUUAUUGAGGCAUCUGAAAUCACCAUAAGCAGAUCAAAAAGAAGAAAGAAUGGAAAUAGUGAAAUCGUUAACACUGGAAACCAAGAAGCUGUUGAGACACAGAUACAGUCGUAUAGUCAGGUAGCACCACUUGAAUCCCAACAAAAGUGUUCCAAUAAGCAAACUUAUUUCGAUAGUAGAAAAACAUUUUCUAUUAUUGAUGCCUCCAGCACAGAAAAAUGUGUAAGAAACAGAUAUAAAAACACGUAUGCUUCUUUGAGUAAAGCUGGAUUAUUGUCAAAUCAAAUAAAAAACAAGCAGUACAUAGGUGUCAGUAAUGUAGUGCUUAUUAAAACCACUAAUGAUGUUGAACAUAAGAGUGAUAGAGAAAACAACAAAGGAAAAGAAACCCCAAAACUGCCUCCUGAUUUUGUAAACAGAUCACUAACAUUAUCAAAUGACAUGCAAAUCACUAAUUCUGAUAAACUAAGUUGCAGUUUUACACAAGUUAUUGAUUCGAAUAGCAUACUUAAAAAUGAAAAAGGGUGUUUGAUUUAUGUUCAAAGCCCAAGUUUUCCAAAUGGCAAAACAAGAAAGACUAAUGAAGAAAGUUGUCCUCAAACUAUAAAACCUGACCAGUUUGCAGAACCAGAAUGUUUGAAAGAGAAGUGCAAUACAUUAGAUUCAGUUAUCUCUACUGAAUUAGUGUCGCAUGUUAAUCAUUCCAAAAAUCCAGUAUUAAAACCAGUGGCGAAGGUAUCUUCAAUAUCUACUACUUCGUCAGUGCAAACUUUGAGUGCCAGUACAUCAGCAAUAACAGCUAUUUCAACACCAAUCCCAACCUUCCCCAAGUUACCUGAUGUUUUUGGAGAUAUGUUGAAGAGUGAAGCUGAAUACCUUGGACAAACAACCAUAACUAGUGGAAGGAAAGAUGUCUGCUCUGGAAGGACACCACAGGAAAUGGUGUGUGAUGCCCCUGGUUGCAUUUCUGUUGAAAUAAGCAAACAAAAUAAUUCUUCCGCAGACUCUUGCAAUCAAAAUGUUCAUCAUAACCAGCAAAUUGUCUUCCCCCUAAGAUGUACAGAGCCAUCCACAAGUGUUCCUCUGCCAGUGGUUGACAUCUUAGGAGAAAGUUAUAAUUCUUGCAUGAAAGAAGAUAAUGUAAGGCUAGGUAAUGAUGUAUCAGGAGCCAAGACUAAGAUCCAUGCACUAGGAACAAUAAUGAGUGGCAGCUUGGAGGAGCCAAGCUUCUUGCAAGUUGACACCUGGGCUACACAUAUAUUGCAGAAUCUAGAGCUGCUGUACAAAAAUGAAACCCAGUGUGACUUCAUCCUUAAAUUUUGUGGAGGCGAAGUACUUAAGGUACAUCGAACAGUCCUGUUAGCAUGUACAUCCCUUGUGGCUGAAGCUGAUACUGUGCUGGGCAAGAAUGAGUUGAUGGUCCCUGCAGAUCUUAAUUUUGCAAGUGUUGAACCAGUAAUUAGAUUUGUCUAUAGUGGCCGUUUGGAAAUACAGAAGUCAGCUGAUAAGAUGAGUGCAAUUUACACUGCUGCAAAAAGACUUGAGGUGUCACUCCUGAUACACAUAAUGGAUCAUCACUUUCCAUAUUUACAGUACAAUUUUUACAGUUUGACAUCAAUAAGAGAUUCCAAGAAGCAAAUAGAAAACAAGAAACAGUUCUCAACAGAGACCACCAGUUUUGAUACUCUUUUAAGCAAGGACUUUCCGCAGAGCCCUCUCCAAGGCAAGCCUGCCACCAGCAAAAACACCAUCUUUGUGGAAAAUGAGCAGGACUUCAAUUCAAAGACUAUUCAAGAGACUAUCUAUGCUGAGAAAGUAGACAUGGAGGAGUGUGAAACACCAGAUCCCUUAGUGCAUUAUUUAGUAACUAACUCAAGGAAUCAUUUUUACACUACUAGUAGUCCAGGAAGGUCAAGCAAAAUUACCGAAGAGGCAAGACCAACAAGGUUUCAACUUGAAGAGGACUCUGAGAAGCUUUCCUAUAAAGCUGCUGCAUGGAGCACCAAAAACUCUCCAACCUCAUCUCCUGAUGUACCAUUUACACUUACCACUUCAAAUCUUACUUAUACUCCUAUAUCUUCUCCAAGUUUGGUGGGUUGCACCAGUUCAGAAACUUGCUCUUCUACUACUACUAGUACAUCUCAAGUAUUCAAGAACUGUUUGUCCUCAUCAGAUGUUAAAGUGAAGAAAGAGAAUCCUCAUUUCAUAUGUAAUUUAUCUCAUGAAAGCCAAAUUAUAGAAUCCAUAAGCAGUUCUAACCAAAACUUAGGAUUGGGUAAUGAUAUAAAUGCUCCUACUGAAUGUGAUGAGUAUGAUAGUGUUGCUGAUAUUCAUGAUGACUAUCACACCAAAGGAAAUGAACUCAUGGAAAAAGUUUCAAGUAUUUGUAAGCAACUUGAAGAAAAAGAUUCAAAUUAUGUAAAUGGAUUACAUGACACAAAUAUCAAAGGAAAAAAAUCUAAUGAGAAAUUUAACUUAUUAUCCAUUAAUAAUACGACAUGCAGUAAAGAGACAUCUUUAACAAAGGGCAAUCUUAUGUCUAAUGCAAUUAUACCUGUGAAAUCAAUUCUAAAGAAAAAUAAAAAUAAAUCACAUGCAAAUAAAGAAAUAAAGCAUGUGUCCUUCCAGAUGGAUGAAAAUAAUGAACUUAUUAAUGAAGUUGCUACAUUUUCUCUCUCUAAGGAACCUGCACAGUCAUUGAUUCAAGUACAGAAAACAAAAGGCAACACAAAGUUACGGAAUGACACACACUCGCCAGUAAAACUGACUGUCUCCAUGAAGAAAAAGGUGUUGAUGAAUUUGGCCUUGAAUGAAUCUGAAACAGUUAGUUCAUCAAAUGUUCAGGUUAAAAGGUCCCAUGGCAAGAAAGGUGUUAGCUCUUCCAGUCAAGGUUAUAGUAAAUGUAAUGUAAAUAAGGGAGAUAUAACCAGCCAUGCAAAAAUCAUAUCAGAAGUCUUAAAGAAAUACCCUCAUUUAGUUAAAGAUAAAAAAAAGAUUCGUCUGAAAAUCCUUAAGAAAGGAAAUGAAAAGGACGGAGGAGGAAAAAUGAAGUCUAAAGUUCAGUAUCUUGUCCUAAGCGAUGGAGAUGCUAAAUCAAAGUCAGUUACUAAAGUAUCCAAAACUUCUUCCCUUUCAAAACAUGACAUGACCACAGUACAGACAGCACUCAGUGAGCGUUCUUUUGAGUGCCCUGAAUGUACUGACAUGACCUUCAAGAGUUACUUUUUACUUAAGAAACAUGUUUUCCUUUCACACAAAGAUAAGAGUAAUGCAAUACUUUCUCGUACUGAAAAUGUUCCUUAUGCUUGUUACAAAUGUUUUGCAAAUGAGCCUUUAGAAUUUGAAAACUAUUAUACUUACCAACAACACAUGGGAGAGGUACACAGUAAAACUGAGCUUCGAUUGUGUAAUAUAUGUGGAUUCAAACCUAGACGUAAAAUAGAAUUAGCUUAUCACCAACAUACACAGCAUAACAAGAUAUCCAAAAGCUUUUGUUUCCCAAAAUGUGACCUUUGUGAUCACAUAGCAAUAAAUGAUGCUGCAUUACUUAAACAUCGAUCACAACACAGGAAUGCUGACAAUUACACUUGCUCUGUGUGUGGUGUAAAAUUUUGUUCUUUUGGGGCUCUGCAAGGGCACAUGCAGACCAAGUUGUGUCAAACAAAACCGUCGGUGAGUCACAAGUGUCCCCAUUGUCCAAUGACAUUUGCUCGCUCAUACAACCUCAAGGCACACUGUAAAUCUAGUCACAAGUCUUUACAGACAACAUUACAAUCCACAUCAGGAGCAAAAGAAAUGCAAUCUCAAGACUUAACUUCUCACAGUGCAGAGUCGCAAUCUCAGGAAGCAGAAAGAGGCAGUCAUAUUAUAAAAACUAAUUCUGAUUCAAAUUAUGAAAAAGACAAUACAAAUGCUGAAGUUAAUUAUGAAACUUUGACUGUUGUUGAUACUCAGUCAUCCUCUGAAGCUGAAGCAUUAUCAACUGUAGCAAGCAGCUUAGUAGCAUCCUUAAGAUUACCAGAAGAAACUAUAAAUCAAUACAUGUACUCUCAAGAUAAUAAGAUGGAUUAUUCAAAUACUGUGGACCAAGCAAAAGUUGAGCAAGUAAUAUCAAAGCCAUUGGGACUUUCUGUGCAUCUUGAGAUUCCAUCUGUCUCAGAAUAUCAAGAUCAGUCGCAAUGUUAUGAUAAACCAUAUAGCAUUCAAACAUCAAUUCAGGAUAAUACCAGUAUAAAUCCUUUAUUUCCUAUCAGUGUAGUCCCAAAUGAAGUUCUUCCGAGUAUUAUCCCUAGACACAUUGUCCCUAACAAUAUCUUGCAGGCUGGAUGUAUGCACCCCACUAGUACACCAGUUCUUGGAGCUGCUUCCCAGAGCUGGACAUAUGUCACUUAUCAAGUGCCCACCUCCAGUGAUGAUUUACCAGGUGUUCUCACAGAAACAACUUCCAUAAAUGAUUCUUCUGGGGAUCCUCACCAUAGCACCAACAUAGAAAAUGUUUACCAUAGUACAAGCACAGCCAUUGUGGAAAAUAUUACAAUGACUCCUUCAAAUAUUAAUUGUACUGAAAGUGCUAUGAAUAUGAGUGGAGAACAUACUACUGUGACUAUAACAGACACUCAGACAACCAGAAAUUUAAGUCAGACCUCAUCUCUUCCUGUGGCACACACUUAUGAUUCAUUAUCCUCUCAGUUUGUAUGAGCAGAAAUGAGACAUUUCAGAACAUCAUGCAUUAUUUUUUCCUUAUGGUAAGAUGUAUGUCACAGUAUUUAGGGUCAUAAAAGUAGACAUUGCUUUGUACUCCAUGUGUAGUUUAUCUUCUUAUCAACUUCCAUCUUUUGAACUUUCCUGAUAUGAAAUUGAAUCUCAAAUUCCAAACUUCAUUUUAGUGAUGGACAGCAUGAGGGAAGAAAGGUGGAAGUGCUAGAAAUCUUAUUAAGAAUAGUAAAAUUGAGGCUGUACAUGACCAUUUCUGGAAUAUUGACUUGAUAAAAGCCAAAAAAUCUGUGA
This is a messenger RNA of Portunus trituberculatus (swimming crab), 5293 nucleotides long. RefSeq lists its product as uncharacterized. Gene Ontology annotation, molecular function: DNA-binding transcription factor activity, RNA polymerase II-specific; RNA polymerase II cis-regulatory region sequence-specific DNA binding; protein binding. NCBI's taxonomy places the organism in Eukaryota, Metazoa, Arthropoda, Malacostraca, Decapoda, Portunidae. Bases 59 to 4984 code for a protein of 1641 amino acids. Gene Ontology annotation, biological process: regulation of transcription by RNA polymerase II. The transcript has 6 exons. Gene Ontology annotation, cellular component: nucleus. The record is from RefSeq and is a predicted model, not a curated record.